UUUUGUAUCGUUCGUAUGGCCACACGGCGGCGUUUCUCGGGUGUUUGCGCGGGAAAUGCCCUGCGGAUGCUCUCCAUACUUUCCGGUGAAAGCUGCUCCUGUCGAGGAAAGCCGCUCUCGUGUCGUUGUCAGACAGCACGAAGACAUUCGCAAAGCAUGAACAUAUAUUUUUGCGGAAGCAUCCGCGGAGGGAGACAGGACGUGAACGUUUACCAGAGAAUAGUGAAGAAGUUACAGCGGUAUGGCACGGUUUUGACGGAGCACGUGAGCUCGGGCAGUCUGUCGGAAAAGGGUGAAGAUGCGGCUUUGGGUGGAGAUAAAGCCAUCCAUGAUCGAGACGUGGAGUGGCUGAUGCUGUCUGAUGUGAUAGUAGCCGAGGUGACCCAGCCGUCUUUAGGAGUGGGUUACGAGCUCGGCCGAGCUGCGGCGCUCAACAAGAGGGUUUUCUGUCUCUUCAGACCUUCGUCUGGCAAAGUGCUGUCUGCCAUGAUCAGAGGAGCUUCCGCAAACUCGCUCUUCCAAGUCCAGGACUAUACAGAGGAAGAAGUCGAGAGCGUCUUGGAGAAAUACUUUGAAGGCAUCGCCAAGAACCGAUGAGCGCGUUUCAGCAAAUCGUAACCAGAUAAGCGCAACUUCUAUAUGCUUCUCCUCUCAUUACAGAAAGUCAGUAGGACGUGCUUUCUUCGUUUUACAUUCAAUUUUCAGUGGACAUGUAUUGUGAUUUACAUCUGAAUAAAUCUCUUUGGGUUAAA
Puntigrus tetrazona (Sumatra barb) is the source of this 752-nucleotide messenger RNA. RefSeq names its product 2'-deoxynucleoside 5'-phosphate N-hydrolase 1-like. The coding region runs from base 16 to 597 and encodes 193 amino acids. NCBI's taxonomy places the organism in Eukaryota, Metazoa, Chordata, Actinopteri, Cypriniformes, Cyprinidae. Gene Ontology annotation, biological process: deoxyribonucleoside monophosphate catabolic process. The transcript is spliced from 4 exons. Gene Ontology annotation, cellular component: nucleus. Gene Ontology annotation, molecular function: 5-hydroxymethyl-dUMP N-hydrolase activity. The record is from RefSeq and is a predicted model, not a curated record.